Messenger RNA from Monopterus albus (swamp eel), 5727 nucleotides. It is a transcript of the gene adgrb1a, whose product is annotated as adhesion G protein-coupled receptor B1a. The transcript has 35 exons. Gene Ontology annotation, cellular component: plasma membrane; postsynaptic density; dendrite. Lineage: Eukaryota; Metazoa; Chordata; Actinopteri; Synbranchiformes; Synbranchidae. The record is from RefSeq and is a predicted model, not a curated record. Gene Ontology annotation, molecular function: G protein-coupled receptor activity. Gene Ontology annotation, biological process: engulfment of apoptotic cell; adenylate cyclase-activating G protein-coupled receptor signaling pathway; cell surface receptor signaling pathway. Bases 742 to 5727 code for a protein of 1661 amino acids.
GGACACACAGACAGACAAGUAAACUCCCUACAGAGCCGCGAGCUAGGGACGGAGGUUCCCGAGAUGCGCACGAGCUUCCUUUGAUUUGCUGCUCCGUUAAACCUUCACAUUCACCUGGAAGACUGUCUAACCUGAAGACGGGAGGGAUUUUAGAUUUGGAAAAUAACAUUGAGACACAUCUUUGUAUUUCUGGAUUAACAAACACAAACAAUAUUUAAAAAGGGAUUUCACAAAUUAAAGAGAACAGAGAGAGAACGUUUGAAUUGGGAACUAUGUAAGAAAAUAACAGCCGGUGAUUACAUUCGGGAUUUUCUGAAUCCAUUUACGCACUGGAAGCGCAGUGGAAAUUACCGGAGAUUCAGAACUUUCUUAACCCAAUAACAUUACAUUUAUUUUGCGUUGCAUAAUACGACGUUUGAAUUUAUAUUAAUGCGUUUUGUGGACUUAUCCUAGGACUUAUUCCCAGGCUUCUGGAAUUGGAAAACGCACCGAGGUUUGACCACUGACUAGUAUACAUCAAAGGGACUCGCAACUUACACAAGGUUCUCAAGAAUCUCAGAGUCUACUGAUGCAGCCAUGGGCCGAUCAUUGGGUCUUUGAGCGCAACCUUCCUUCCUCUCCUCCUCCAACACGUUCUUUUCUUCUUCCCCCUCUUCCCUAGCCCUUUAUAGCUGGAAGUUGAAUCCUCCAGAAACUAGUCAUCAGCCUAAAAUAGCUUGUCCUUUCCUUCAUCUGCAAAUCAUGACAAGCAUUGUUUAUCAGAUUCCUAUGCCUGGCCAGUCAAGGUGGCCUCUCCCAGUGCUCCUCUUGUAUUUUGCCCCUGUAUUGCUAAUGGAGAGCCGGUGUCAUGCAGCCCCCUCGGGACCGGAGUCUGACUCCUGCUCCACCUUAGUCCAGAGCCGCUUCUUUGGCUUCUUCCUGUCAUCAUCAGUGUUCCCCACAGUGCCUUGUUCCUGGACCCUCCAGAACCCUGAUCCACGCCGCUACACCAUCUUUAUUAAGGUGACCAAACCUACAGAUGACUGCGUGCCAUCACAGCUACACACUUUCCAAUAUGACUCCUUCCUAGAAACUACACACACCUACCUGGGCAUGGAGAGCUUUGAUGAGGUGGUGAGUUUGUGUGACACCUCUGCCCCAGUGGCCUUCCUGGAGGCUGGAAAGCAGUUCCUCCAAAUGAGGAAAGGACCUCCUCGGGUGGGCAAAGCUGUCACAAACAGUGAUGGGGAUUUCAAAACAGAGUACCUGGUGGUGGGGAAACGCAACCCCAGUAUGGCGGCCUGUCAGAUGCUCUGCCAGUGGCUGGAGGAUUGUUUGGCCUCCAGCACAUCUAACAGGCCCUGCGGUAUUAUGCAGACUCCAUGUUUGUGCUGGGACCCACCACCGCAACUCAGUGAGGGAGACAGCUGUUAUCUCAAUGGAGUUUACCUGGAAAACUGUUUAUCCAGUGUGAAAGAGAGUGGAAAAGAUGCAGAGCUAAAUGGUGGCUGGAGUGUGUGGGGUCAGUGGGCACAUUGCAGCAGCGAGUGCGGCGGUGGGAUUCAAACGCGAACUAGGAGCUGCCAGUCACCACCUGAGGAGUCGUACAUGUGUGAGGGUGUAGUGGAGGAGGGACGACCCUGCAACACACAGCCCUGCACCGGCAAAGGUCGCCAUCUCUCUCGCAGCCAAUCGCUUCGCUCGGUGGACAGUCGCAAGCGUGAUGAUGUAGACAAGCCCCGCAGCGGACAGCAGAAUGCUCAGACAGUAGACUCAGCUGCAGGUGAGGAGUGGUCAGCAUGGAGUGUGUGUUCUGCCACAUGUGGGGAGGGCUGGCAGAGUCGCACUCGUUUCUGUGUGUCCUCCUCCUACAGCACCCAGUGUAGCGGGCCACUGCGAGAGCAGAGACCUUGCAACAACUCUGCUGUUUGUCCAGUGCAUGGUGCUUGGGAGGAGUGGUCACCCUGGAGUUUGUGUUCAUCAACUUGUGGCCGAGGUUACAGGUCCCGAACACGAAGCUGCAAUCCCCCCCAGUUUGGGGGAGAUCCCUGUGUUGGCCCAGAGAAACAGACAAAAUUCUGCAACAUAGCUCUCUGUCCAGCGGAUGGAGUGUGGAAUGAAUGGUCCAGCUGGAGCUCCUGUUCUGCCUCCUGCUCUAAUGGGACCAUGCAGAGAACCAGAGAGUGCAAUGGCCCUUCUUUUGGAGGCUCUGAGUGCAAAGGAGAGUGGUUGGAGACUGUUGACUGCUUCCUUGGAGAGUGUCCAGUGGAUGGCAAGUGGCAGCCAUGGUCCUUGUGGUCGGGCUGUUCUAAAACCUGUGGAGGUGGAAGCCAGCAGAGAAACAGGAUUUGUUAUGGGCCCUUUUUUGGGGGGCAGCCUUGUCCUAGAGAACGACAGGAGGUUCAACACUGUAAUGAAAAGAAAUGUCCAGAACCUCAUGAAAUAUGUGGUGAGGACAACUUCUCUAACGUUGUAUGGAAGAUGACUCCAGCAGGGGACACAGCAGCCGUACGCUGUCCUCCCAAUGCCAUGGGGCUAAUCUUGCGCCGCUGCACCCUGGAUGAAGAGGGUAUUGCUUACUGGGAGAACCCCACUUAUAUGAAAUGCAUUUCCAGUGACUAUCGCAGCAUACAGACUUUGACUCGGGAGCAUUUGUCCAAAGCACAGCGUGGCCUUGUGGGAGAUGGCGUUUCUGAGGUGAUGACCAAGCUGAGAGUUACAUCCAGUGAUGGGACCAGCUACAGUGGUGAUCUGCUAGCCAUCAUGGACGUGCUGAAGAACAUGACAGAGAUCUUCAGGAGGGCAUACUACAGCCCCAGCAGUGCAGACAUGAGGAACUUCAUGCAGUCAGUCAGCAAUCUGUUGAUGGAAGAGAACAGGGAGAGAUGGGAGGAAGCACAACUGCUAGGGCCAAGUAUCAAAGAGCUGUUUCGUCUUGUGGAGGACUUUGUGGAUGUCAUUGGCCUGAGGAUGAAAGACUUUCAAGACAUGUAUGAAGUCACCGAUAACCUAGUUUUGAGCAUCCAUAAGCGUCCAGUGGUGGGUCAUGCAGACAUCAGCUUCCCCAUGAAAGGCUGGAGGGGCAUGGUGGACUGGGCCCGUAGCUCUGAGGACAGAGUCACCAUCCCCAAAAAUAUCCUGUCCACUGGCAAGCCAGAUUCAGACGACACCUCGACGUUUGUAACUGGCAUUGCUCUGUACAGAAACCUGGGCAGCAUUCUGACUCUGCAGAGGAAUAGCACAGUCCUCAACUCCAAGGUUUUGUCAGUGACUAUCAAGCCCACCCCUGCUUCCCUCUCUGCUCCCGUUGUAGUUGAAUUCUCUCACAUGUACAACGGUACCACCAACCAGACCUGUGUAUCUUGGGAUGAGAGCGACAGCUCCUCUCUGCUGGGAUCCUGGUCUGCCAGGGGCUGCAAAGCCGUGCUAGUCGACUCAUUCAGAACCAAAUGCGUGUGUGACAGACUGUCCACCUUCGCCAUUUUAGCACGGCUAAAUCCCGAAAUGAACAUGGAUAAGACACAGCUCCCGUCUGUGACACUGAUUGUGGGCUGUGGAGUGUCUUCACUGACACUGUUGCUGCUCAUCAUCAUCUAUGUGUCUGUCUGGAGGUACAUUCGGUCUGAGCGCUCAGUCAUCCUCAUCAACUUCUGCCUUUCCAUCAUCUCCUCCAAUGCCCUUAUUCUGAUUGGGCAGACUCAGACACGGAAUAAAAUCUUGUGCACCCUGAUUGCUGCGUUCCUUCAUUUCUUCUUCCUAUCCUCAUUCUGCUGGGUUCUGACAGAGGCGUGGCAGUCAUACAUGGCUGUGACGGGACGCCUCAGGAAUCGGAUUAUACGCAAGCGCUUCCUGUGUCUUGGCUGGGGUCUCCCUGCAUUAGUUGUGGCUAUCUCAGUGGGAUUCACUAAGGCAAAGGGAUAUGGAACACCAAGCUACUGCUGGCUAUCUCUGGAAGGAGGGCUUCUUUAUGCAUUUGUUGGACCUGCUGCCGCUGUUGUCUUGGUAAACAUGGUUAUUGGGAUUCUCGUUUUUAACAAACUGGUGUCCAAAGAUGGCAUUACUGAUAUGAAACUAAAGGAGAGGGCGGGGGCUUUCCAAUCAGGAACACAUCAGUCUCAGAGGCCCCCUCCCAUGUCAUCAAUGAUUGGGGCAUCACUGUGGAGCUCCUGUGUAGUUUUGCCCCUCCUGGCCCUCACAUGGAUGUCGGCUGUCCUCGCCAUCACCGAUCGGCGCUCUGCACUCUUCCAGAUCCUGUUUGCUGUGUUUGAUUCACUGGAAGGCUUUGUCAUUGUCAUGGUGCACUGCAUCCUGCGACGAGAGGUUCAGGAGGCAGUGAAGUGUCGUGUGGUUGACCGGCAGGAGGACACUAAUGGUGAUUCAGGAGGAUCUUUCCAGAAUGGCCAUGCUCAGCUCAUGACUGACUUUGAGAAAGAUGUUGAUAUGGCUUGCAGAUCAGGCACUGUGAAGCGCUCAUCUCUCCAGGGAGAGGAGAUGUCCUCCUCUGGGGCCCUCACCCUCCAGAAGGGUUCUAACUUCAAUACCAUGCCAGCCAGCAUGGCCAAAGUUCACCUCCAGAAUGUGGCGGACUACACCAGCCACACUCUGACGCUGCGCAGGGAGAAAGGUGCCACUAAAGGAAUUAGCACUGAGCUACCGGGUGCCAAAUCCAUCUACAUCUGCGAGGGUGAGCUCUUCAAGCAGCUGGAUGGAGAGCUGCCUCGAGUUAAUGGUGAGGGUAGCUCUGAGGGCGCUGGGAAAGGCCCGGGGUAUCUCAUUUUACCAACCAACAACACAGGCACCCUGAAGCCAGCCAAAGGCAAAGAGGAACAGACGGCCAAGUACAUCGAGCAGCUGCCCCAGACCAGGCUCAUCCAUUUGGCUAACCCUGCCAGUGGACAGCCAGUGCCUGGCUUUGGGUUGAAUACCCUGCCUGCUGACCAGGUCAGUGUGUCAUGCUCUGACAGAGACUCACCUGCACAUAACCUGCAGACCAUGCCCAGAGACUCCCAGGUGGCUAACAUGUGUGACGGGGGAGACUCUGGAAACUCCGGUGUGAUGUCCAAGAGUGAAACUGUCUCCACACUGUCCACGAGUUCACUGGAGAGACGAAAAUCACGCUAUGCAGAGCUUGACUUUGAGAAGAUAAUGCACACCCGGAAACGCCACCAGGACAUGUUUCAGGACCUGAGCAGGAAGAUUCACAGUGCAGACAAGGAUAGAGAAUCUCCACCUGUUGAUGCCAAAGCUGCCAAAAGAUGGAGUGUGUCCUCUGCCAGCAGUGACAAGACCAACAUGAGUGACAAGCUACAGACCCCGAGUAAGAGGGCGUGGGAUGGCAUCAGAAAGACCCACUCCCCCCCAUCCUGGGUGUGGAGGCAGUGGCAGCCUCUCCUCUGGAGCUGCACACAGUGGAAUGACACCACAGUGAUUGGCCUUAUCUCAGAAGGGGAUGAGACCACCUACCGAGAGGAGGUAGGUGUUCUGUGGCUGCAGGCAGUGAAGGAGGAAGAGCAAGAUGCUGAUGACCAGCAGCAGCUGCAGUCCUCCACCUUGCACUUCACACAGGCUGUUACCAUCCUACUGCCAAAUGAGCUCUUCAAAUGGCAUCAACUGAUCUGUGUCUGUAUCAACCUCUACUACAUGGUUCCUCCAGAUGUUGCACUAAUACACUGCUACGCAGCCCCGGCACUUGGGGCCCGUGAACACAAGGAUGGGACCAGUAGGGCCAGACACUUCAACCAUGGGUAA